Messenger RNA from Mycena indigotica, 1011 nucleotides. Its product is annotated as SP-RING-type domain-containing protein. The record is from RefSeq and is a predicted model, not a curated record. Gene Ontology annotation, biological process: protein sumoylation; double-strand break repair via homologous recombination. The transcript is spliced from 6 exons. Gene Ontology annotation, molecular function: SUMO ligase activity; zinc ion binding. Gene Ontology annotation, cellular component: nucleus; Smc5-Smc6 complex. The coding region runs from base 1 to 1011 and encodes 336 amino acids. NCBI's taxonomy places the organism in Eukaryota, Fungi, Basidiomycota, Agaricomycetes, Agaricales, Mycenaceae.
AUGCCCGUCGCCACCACCACUCGUCGCAAGAGACAGCACGGCCGGCAGCCCUCAUCUGAUAUCGAGGAAGACAAUGGGACCCAACGCACCAAAGGCCGCGAAGAUGUUGAUUCUGACGAAGAGGAACCCGCUCAUCGCGUAAAACAGGAAAAGACAAAAGGGAAAAAGAAAGCAAAACAAGAAGCCCAAGCCCAGCCUAUGGAGGAAGACGACGAAGAUGAUGUUAUCGACAUUGCCAACUUCCCAGCCCAGCCCCUUACUCGCGCUGAUUGCACCAAGCUCAACGGCCUUUCUGAGGACUGGAAAAACGCGUCGUCCGUGGUUCAAAGGGUUGCUGAGAUGAUGGGAUCUACUGCGAGCGCCAUGGUUGACUCUCAAUCGGACGCUUUGGACGAAAGUCUGGCACAGCUCGACCAUCUUAUGAGAGAUUUCAUCGACGUAGAGGCUUUAGUCGGCUUCCAUAGCCAUGCGUUAACCGACAUUGCCCAAGCUAUCUUCCGCGGAGAGGCCAUUAGCGAUGUGAAAAAUCAAUAUCUUGAAGCUAUAGAUGCGGCCAACGCAAAAUACGACACCAAGACGUCCCGGCAGAAGUACGCCAAUCAUGAGGAAUAUACUGGCUUCAGACAGUCAGUAUGGAAUGCUCAAAAUACUGAGGAUGCGAUGCCUCCAAUGACUGACUUCAUCCCGCGUGAGGACGGUGAUGAGAGCGACGACGACGACGAGAUUAUCAUUGGCGGUGUCAGCCAAGACUACAAGUGUCCUCUCCUUAUGACUACCCUCUCAGACCCAUAUACCUCGACCGUCUGCAAACAUUCCUACUCUGGCAGUGCCAUCAAGGAGUACUUUUCUAAAAAGCAGAAAGAGAAAUGCCCAGCAGCCGGUUGCAGCAAGCAGCUUACCCUCGCUCAGUGCAAGCCCAAUCCACAGCUUGCGAAACUGAUCAAAGACCGGGAGCGACGGAGACAGGCUAAUCAACGGGACGAUAGCGACGACGGUGAGGUCAUUGAGUAG